This is a messenger RNA of Camellia sinensis, 1019 nucleotides long. RefSeq names its product zinc finger protein GIS3. Lineage: Eukaryota; Viridiplantae; Streptophyta; Magnoliopsida; Ericales; Theaceae. The record is from RefSeq and is a predicted model, not a curated record. Gene Ontology annotation, molecular function: transcription cis-regulatory region binding; DNA-binding transcription factor activity. Gene Ontology annotation, cellular component: nucleus. Gene Ontology annotation, biological process: cytokinin-activated signaling pathway; trichome differentiation; trichome morphogenesis.
AUCUCUCUAUCUUUACAUCUCUAAAAAACUUUAUCACUCUUUUAAAAGCUAUAUAAAUACCCCCACACAUGCAACAACUCUCUUAACAUACCCAUCUCCAUCUCUCUCUCUCUCUCUCUCUCUCUAACCAACCUAACCCAUCAAUCUCUCACUAUCUUUCUCUGUCCAUGGCAGAACUUGAAUAUCAAACUAAACCCAACAAUAAUGGACGCUUAAAGCUCUUUGGAUUCAAUGUUUCAGAGGACGAGGAAGUAGACUCCACCAAAACACCAUCCGGGUCGGCGGAUUCCGGCUGUUUCCCAGCGACCGACGGCCGGAAAUACGAGUGCCAGUACUGCUGCCGAGAAUUCGCGAACUCACAAGCAUUGGGUGGACACCAAAACGCUCACAAGAAAGAGAGACAACAAUUAAAGCGAGCCCAAUUACAAGCUAGCCGAAACGCCGCCGUUUCCUACAUCCGCAACCCCAUGGUCUCCGCCUUUGCUCCGCCGCCCCACCUCCUCGCUCCGUCCGGCCAGGUGGUGGUUCCAGCAGCCGCGGCGGGGCAAUCGCCGUCGUGGGUUUAUGUUUCUCACGCUGCUCCGCCAUUCCACGUGUCGCACGGAUGUGUGUUCCCGAAUUUGGGUUCGAGAGGUGGUGGUGCAGGGAAUUUACAGUAUGCCGGCGGUGCAGGGGAGUCAGCAUUGUCGACGAGUGGGCCUCAACAGGGCCGGGUCCAUGGUAGAGUUGAUGGGCCUUCGUUGAGUAGGUUCACGAAAAGUGAUGGUGGGCCCAGUUUCGAUGACUCGUUUGGAUUGGACUUGCAUCUCAGCCUCGCUCCAGCCGCGCCUUGACUUCGGCUUGGCUUCUUGGGUGGGUACCACUGGCUUCUGACUCAAAGCUAUAUAUGGCUUGGCUCUAUUAGACUCAGCUGGGAAGUCGAUGUUAAUUAAUUACCCCCAGUCGGGUCUUUGUAAAAUUUCAGAUUUAUUUAUUUAAUUUUUUCGGGAAGUAAUCUAAUUAGAAUAUGCUUCAUGAUC